Molecule: messenger RNA, 1897 nt
Organism: Mugil cephalus (flathead mullet)
Lineage: Eukaryota; Metazoa; Chordata; Actinopteri; Mugiliformes; Mugilidae
Gene: rae1
Product: ribonucleic acid export 1
Exons: 13
Coding region: 182-1288 (368 amino acids)
Biological process (GO): transcription-dependent tethering of RNA polymerase II gene DNA at nuclear periphery; RNA export from nucleus
Cellular component (GO): nuclear pore
Molecular function (GO): RNA binding; ubiquitin binding
Source: RefSeq, a predicted model, not a curated record
GUGAGAUUGCAUGACUGUUAAUCUGCGGCUAAUGUGUCAUCAACCUGCGACACAUGCGCUUCAAGGAAUAAGCGCCACACUUUUACCGAGAGGGAAAUCGUUUUGGCAUUUCCAGCGUUUCAAGUUUACAGCCACAUUUACACCAGUUUGGGGCGGGCAUUGGGAAUAAGGUUAAUGCAUCAUGAGUUUGUUUGGGACAAGCUCCGGUUUUGGAACAGGAGGAACAGGUGUCUUCGGAAGCACGACAACAGACAGUCACAACCCCAUGAAGGAUGUUGAAGUGACUUCACCCCCAGAUGACAGCAUCAGCUGUCUGGCCUUCAGUCCCCCCACCAUGCCAGGGAACUUCCUCAUUGGAGGAUCCUGGGCUAACGACGUACGGUGCUGGGAGGUGCAGGACAAUGGACAGACUGUCCCCAAAGCCCAACAGAUGCACACAGGCCCAGUGCUGGAUGUAUGCUGGAGCGAUGAUGGAAGUAAAGUCUUCACAGCUUCCUGUGACAAAACAGCAAAGAUGUGGGAUCUUAACAGCAACCAGGCAAUGCAGAUUGCACAGCAUGAUGGUCCCAUUAAAGCUAUCCACUGGAUAAAAGCCCCGAACUACAGCUGUAUCAUGACCGGCAGCUGGGACAAAACACUGAAGUUCUGGGACACCCGCUCUCCCAAUCCUAUGAUGUCGCUGCAGAUGCCAGAAAGAUGCUACUGUGCAGAUGUUGUGUAUCCCAUGGCAGUGGUUGCCACAGCUGAGAGAGGCCUGAUCGUGUACCAGCUAGAGAACCAGCCUUCCGAGUUCCGCAGAAUAGACUCUCCUCUCAAACAUCAGCACCGCUGUGUCGCUAUAUUCAAGGACAAGCAGAACAAACCUACAGGUUUUGCUCUGGGAAGCAUUGAAGGCCGAGUGGCGAUCCACUAUAUCAACCCUCCAAACCCAGCCAAAGAUAACUUCACCUUCAAGUGCCACAGGUCCAAUGGAACCAACACAACUACUCCACAGGACAUCUAUGCUGUGAAUGCCAUCUCCUUCCAUCCUGUCCAUGGCACACUGGCUACUGUGGGCUCAGAUGGACGCUUCAGUUUCUGGGACAAAGACGCCCGCACCAAGUUGAAGACCUCAGAGCAGCUCGACCAGCCCAUCACAGCCUGCUGCUUCAACCACAACGGCAACAUCUUCGCAUACGCUUCUAGCUACGACUGGUCAAAGGGCCACGAGUACUACAACCCCCAGAAAAAGAACUACAUCUUCCUGAGGAACGCUGCAGAGGAGCUGAAACCUCGGAACAAGAAAUGAUUCGUCGUGCCAAAUCGCAUCUCUUGUGGGGAAUUGCGGAAGACCUGCUGCUUUAGUGUGUGUAUACGCUCGAGACAGACUCCUUCCUUUCGGCAAACACCUGGACCAAUGCCGUGAUGCAGUGUACUGUGCAUGGACCAAUCAGACGGCCCUACCCAACCUGGCAUUGAUGACCGCUGCAUGACAUUUGGUUUUAGAGCUCAUCAUAGAAAGGGAGGGAUUUAUUUGUCAUUCAUCUGGAUUGUUUGAUGAUUCUUUUAUGUGUCUUCAUUUUUUUUUUUUUUUUUUUUUUUUACAGCUUUCCUAAGGCUUUUCAUUCACUGAUGACUUGCUGUUACUCGUCAUGGUUUAACUCCAUAAAUGAAACUGGGAUGUAAAAUAAAUAAGUGCAUACUCCUAGAUUUGAACAUGUUUAUUCCAACUUGAGGGAGUAUAAAUAUUUGCAAUCGAUUUAGAGAAGGGACAAGUAUUGUGCAUGCAAAGGCACCGCCAUCGGGGCGUCACCACUGACUCAUGUUUCAGGUGUUAAUCUCGCCGUCAUUGUGCUGUCUGACAUUGGAAUCCUUGCGAAUUCCAAAAGAUAAAACUUUGAACAACAUCUGCAUUUAA